CAGCGUACGGGUCUUCACCUCCGGUUUCUCACUUCAGUAAGUUACUCUCUAUUAAGAAUAACUUGCAGAACUGAUGAUACACACUAAACAAGUCUACAGCAAGUAAUAUAUCGGGCUCAAGUUGCACUCUUAAACUUUGGAAGAUGAUUUCUUGCAAGACCUGGUCCGUCGCCCUCCUGCUGCCUCUGCUUCUAUCAGCCCAGUAUCAAGGGGACAACGGAAUAGUCGUCCCGGAGCACGGAUUUUGUCAGCCGAUCUCAAUCCCCCUGUGCACGGACAUAGCCUACAACCAAACCAUCAUGCCCAAUUUAGUGGGCCACUACAACCAGGAGGACGCUGGACUCGAGGUGCACCAGUUUUACCCCCUCGUGAAGGUGCAGUGCUCGCCGGAGUUGAAGUUCUUCCUCUGCUCCAUGUACGCGCCCGUGUGCACGGUCCUGGAGAAGGCCAUCCCUCCCUGCAGGUCGAUCUGCGAGAGAGCCAAGCAGGGCUGCGAGGCCCUCAUGAACAAGUUCGGCUUCCAGUGGCCGGACCGCCUGCGCUGCGAGAACUUCCCGGUCCUGGGGGACGGACAGAUCUGUGUGGGCCAGAACGACUCCACCACCGCAACCGUCUCGCCCAUCAUCCCUGUCCCGGGCACCCACGACCUCACCGAUGUCCCCAUGCACGAGAGGCCCUUCCGAUGCCCCCCUGUGCUCAAAGUACCCCCUUAUUUGAACUACAAGUUUCUGGAGGUGAAGGACUGUGCGGCUCCCUGUGAGCCCUCCAGGAGCGGCGGAUACAUGUUUUUCACCGACAAAGAGAUUCAGUUCUCCCGCAUAUGGAUCCUGGUCUGGUCCGUGCUUUGUUGUGCCUCCACCUUAUUCACGGUGACCACCUAUUUGGUUGACAUGCAGCGCUUCAGGUAUCCGGAGCGGCCCAUCAUCUUCCUGUCCGGCUGCUACACUAUGGUCUCCGUGGCCUACAUAGCCGGCUACUUCCUGGGAGACAAAGUGGUGUGCAACGAGAGCUUCAGCCCCGAUCGCUACAAAACCAUCGUCCAGGGCACCAAGAAGGAGGGCUGCACCAUCCUCUUCAUGAUGCUCUACUUCUUCAGCAUGGCCAGCUCCAUCUGGUGGGUCAUCCUGUCCCUCACCUGGUUCCUGGCGGCAGGCAUGAAGUGGGGUCACGAGGCCAUCGAGGCCCACUCCCAGUAUUUCCACCUGGCGGCCUGGGCGGUGCCGGCCGUCAAGACCAUCAGCAUCCUGGCCAUCGGGCAGAUCGAGGGCGACGUGCUCAGCGGCGUGUGCUUCGUCAGCCUGAGCAGCCUGGACCCCCUGCGGGGCUUCGUGUUGGCCCCUCUCUUCAUCUACCUCUUCAUCGGCACCUCGUUCCUGCUGGCCGGCUUCGUGUCGCUGUUCCGGAUCCGCACCAUCAUGAAGCACGACGGCACCAAGACGGAGAAGCUGGAGCGGCUGAUGGUGCGGAUCGGCGUGUUCAGCGUGCUCUACACCGUCCCCGCCACCAUCGUCAUCGCCUGCGUCUUCUACGAGCAGGCCUUCCGCCCACACUGGGAGCGCAGCUGGGUCAGCCACAACUGCAGGGGCCUGGCCAUCCCGUGCCCCAUGCAGACGGGGCCCCGCAUGACCCCGGACUUCACCGUCUACAUGAUAAAGUACCUCAUGACGCUGAUAGUGGGGAUCACCUCUGGAUUCUGGAUCUGGUCUGGGAAGACUCUACAAUCCUGGCAUAAGUUUUACACACGGCUGACGAAUAGCAAACAAGGGGAGACCACGGUGUAGAAUAAAGGGACGUCCAGAUGUUGAUGGGACUAAUUUGUGUGUUGUUACCUGUCGGUCAUGUGAUAGGGUAAUUAGCACAGCGAGUAGCCACAGGGUUCUCACAGCGUUUGUAUUCACCUCAGCUUUCAUAGCCACACACGCAUGCCAAACAGAGGGUCAGGGGUUUGACAAAAGGGCAAGCUGGAUAAACAAGGACUGAGCCGGACUGUCUGAACAAAUAACAAGCAUGACUAUGGAUGCCAUGUGCUGAAAUGCUCUCCCCUCCCUCCU
This is a messenger RNA of Anoplopoma fimbria (sablefish), 2051 nucleotides long. It is a transcript of the gene fzd2, whose product is annotated as frizzled class receptor 2. The transcript has a single exon. The coding region runs from base 144 to 1781 and encodes 545 amino acids. NCBI's taxonomy places the organism in Eukaryota, Metazoa, Chordata, Actinopteri, Perciformes, Anoplopomatidae. Gene Ontology annotation, cellular component: plasma membrane. Gene Ontology annotation, molecular function: Wnt-protein binding; Wnt receptor activity. Gene Ontology annotation, biological process: non-canonical Wnt signaling pathway; canonical Wnt signaling pathway. The record is from RefSeq and is a predicted model, not a curated record.